AUAAAUAUUUAAGAAUUGGUGAGACAAAGUACAAAUACAACAAAAUAGAGGGGUUAAAUGCAAAAUCUCCGGCUCUCAACGAGUUAGAUCGAUACGGGGCUCAGUCACCUUCCUCGCUGCCCGAAUUUGCUGUGAGCAUCAGAGCUGCUCUACCAGGGUCACUCUCUGGUGCCAAGGUCUGGCCUUCCAAGUGCAAAAGAACAUGUUCGAGUUUUAUGAGGGGAUGUGACCAGAACCAGGAUCUUCAUGAAGGAAUGAUUCUGAAUGAAACUUGUUAUGUGAAUUCUGAACAUAACAUGGUCUCGGAAACGCUACAAAAUACUCGGCUGAUGGAUGGAAAGGCUGAAAACAAUCUUCAUGAUCAAAAUGAUCAAAUUCUACUGGAAGGCUUUAAUGGACAGCAUGAAAAUGUGGGGUUGGAUGGGAUUAAUGCUACUCCCUGUUCUGAUGAAAAUUGUCGGGAAGAAAAUACAUCAGGAACAUCCAGUAGAGAUAUGGCAGACAAUCUAAAUGGAAGCAUGCUACCAGAUAUUAUAUCUAAAAGAGUGAGGCAGCAGAAAGAAAUGACUUUGGAAGAUAUGUAUAAUGACCAAUAUGAUUAUGAUGAUGACGAUGAUAGUGAUUGGGAGCCCUUGCCGGGGCCUACAGCAGUCAUAAGGUGGUUUUGUGUCAAUUGUACGAUGGCUAACCAAGACGAUGUUGUACAUUGUGAUAUAUGUGGGGAACAUAAAGAAUCCGGAAUCCUCAAGCAUGGGUUUUUUGCAUCACCUUUUUCACAAGAAGCAGGCCUUAUUCAUACUGAUUCAGAAGUAGUAGAAAGAUGCCAAGACUCACGCUCACCAAAUCUCACCUCAAACAACUCCACUGCUGUGGGUUUUGAUGAGAGAAUGUUGCUGCACUCUGAAGUUGAAAUGAAGUCACACCCACACCCAGAAAGGCCAGACCGUCUUCGAGCUAUUGCUGCUAGCCUUGCUACUGCAGGUAUAUUUCCUGGAAAAUGCUACCCAAUUUUGGCAAGAGAGAUUACUCGAGAAGAACUGCAGAUGGUCCAUUCUUUGGAGCAUGUUGAAACUGUAGAACUUACAAGCCGUAUUCUUUCGAGUUAUUUCACUCCUGAUACAUAUGCUAAUGAGCAUUCAGCACUUGCUGCUCGGCUUGCAGCUGGUUUAUGUGCUGAUCUUGCUUCUGCAAUUUUUUCUGGACGUGCCAAAAAUGGUUUUGCUUUGGUUCGCCCUCCUGGUCAUCAUGCUGGUGUUAGUCAGGCGAUGGGGUUCUGCCUCCACAAUAAUGCGGCGGUUGCUGCACUAGCUUCACAGGUUUCAGGGGCUAAGAGGGUGCUAAUUGUUGAUUGGGAUGUACAUCACGGAAAUGGCACACAAGAGAUAUUUGAGCAGAACAAAUCGGUUUUGUAUAUAUCCUUGCAUAGACAUGAAGGGGGAAACUUCUAUCCUGGUACUGGGGCAUCACACGAGGUGGGCAGUAUGGGUGCAGAAGGAUACUGUGUGAAUAUUCCAUGGAGUCGUGGAGGAGUUGGGGACAAUGAUUAUAUUUUUGCAUUCCAGCAUGUUGUGCUUCCUAUAGCUUCUGAGUUUGCUCCUGAUUUCACCAUAAUAUCAGCAGGAUUUGAUGCUGCAAGGGGUGAUCCCCUUGGUUGCUGUGAUGUAACACCUGCUGGCUUUGCAAAGAUGACAGAUAUGUUGAAUGUUCUCUCUGGUGGAAAGUUGCUUGUUAUUCUUGAGGGCGGCUAUAAUCUUCGUUCAAUAUCAUCAUCUGCCACUGCAGUGAUCAAGGUACUGCUUGGUGAAACUCCUGGAUGCGAAUUGGAUAACUGCUUGCCUUCCAAGUCUGGCUUGCGAACUGUUCUGGAAGUCCUGAAAAUUCAGAUGAACUUCUGGUCUACUCUGGCAUCGACCCUUACAAAAUUGGAGUCAGAAUGGGGAUCAUGUUUAGUUGAAAACCGAAAAAAGCAUACUAAAAAGAGACGGCGGGCUGUGGCACCAAAACCAUGGAAAUGGGGGCGAAAAACUUUGUUAUAUCAUCUUCUGUCUGGCCAUCUUCGUUACAAAUCAAAGCGGAUUUAGGUGACUUCAUAGAUCUGAUUUUUACGCAUAUGCUUCUUUUACUUGUAAUUUUCCCUUUAUGCACCCUUGUAUACCAGCUAGUUUCAGGGUAAUUUCCUUUUUGUAUGAAAUGACGGCUUAAUUAUAUUCAAGUGCUUCAGGAUAACUUCUUUUUUCUCAUGAAGUCUAAUUGUAAUCAUGGUUUUACAUUUCCCUCCCCUUUUCCUUCUACCAGAAGGGGGGAAGAAAAAGGGAAGGCUGAAUUUCUAAUACAUGUUGAUGGUUUGUUGGUA
Molecule: messenger RNA, 2353 nt
Organism: Vitis vinifera (wine grape)
Lineage: Eukaryota; Viridiplantae; Streptophyta; Magnoliopsida; Vitales; Vitaceae
Product: histone deacetylase 15
Exons: 19
Coding region: 216-2081 (621 amino acids)
Biological process (GO): chromatin organization
Cellular component (GO): histone deacetylase complex
Molecular function (GO): histone deacetylase activity
Source: RefSeq, a predicted model, not a curated record